Gongylonema pulchrum is the source of this 288-nucleotide messenger RNA. The record is from the annotation of a GenBank genome assembly. NCBI's taxonomy places the organism in Eukaryota, Metazoa, Nematoda, Chromadorea, Rhabditida, Gongylonematidae.
UACAAAAAUGGUCGAGAGUUGCCAGCAACGGACAAAGCGAAACCGAAAAAAGUCUCUGAUACUGUUUAUCAACUUGAAAUUCCGGAUGCUGAUAAGGAUGUCACCGGCGACUACAAGGUGGUGGUAUCAGACGAAGAAGGCCAGGAAGCGCAGUCAUCAUGCAAGCUUACUGUAAAAGUGCCAGCAUUGGAGUUUACAAAAGGCUUGGAAGAUCAGACUGUUGAUGCUGGUACCACGGCCAUCCUUAGCGUUGAGGUGAACUCGCCUCCAAAAGAAGUCAAGUGGUAA